UGCCAGCACCAGCCUGAGCAGACCGACUGGGCAGACACAUGCAGUGGGGGAAGGAGACAGGACUAGACGUUUCACCCAGCAGUGAAUCCUGGGUCACCAUGGCCUACCUGAGUGCCGUGGUCCGAAGAACUGCCUCCCGCCAGAUGCCAGCCUCUGGGAGAAACAUCCGCCUCAGGCGCUUCAGCAGCGGGGCGGGCCAGACGACAGAGAAGAGCGUCCCUUACCACAAGACUCUGAAGGAAGAAAGCUCUCAAGGCAAAGGGCCGACCAGGCCGCUCCCGAAAUCCGCCAACGUCGUGGUGGUGGGUGGAGGCAGCUUGGGAUGUCAGACCAUCUACCACCUGGCUAGGAUGGGGGUGAGCGACGUGGUCUUACUGGAAAGAGACCGUCUGACGUCGGGGACCACCUGGCACACGGCCGGUCUGCUGUGGCAGCUGCGUCCCAGUGACGUGGAAGUGGAGCUGCUGGCUCAUACUCGCAACGUGGUCAGCAGAGAUCUGGAGGAGGAGACGGGUCUGCACACAGGAUGGAUUCAGAAUGGUGGGCUCUUCAUCGCCUCCAACAAGCAGCGGCUGGACGAGUACAAAAGACUCAUGUCUCUGGGUAAGGUCUAUGGCAUAGAAUCCUACGUCCUGUCCCCUGCAGAAACCAAGGACCUGUACCCACACAUGAACGUGGAUGAUCUUUAUGGCACACUUUACGUUCCUAAGGAUGGCACAAUGGAUCCUGCUGGCACCUGUACAACCCUCACCAGGGCAGCUAUUGCCAGAGGCGCUUCGGUAAUAGAGAAUUGCCCAGUGACCGGUAUUCAGGUCAGAGCCGAUGACCUGGGUGUGCAAAGGGUAACUGCGGUGGAAACAAACUAUGGGACCAUCCAGACUCCCUGUGUGGUGAACUGUGCAGGAGUGUGGGCCCGAGCCCUGGGCCAGAUGGCUGAUGUAAACGUGCCCCUGGUGGCUAUGCAUCAUGCAUACGUGGUGACGGAGCGGAUAGAGGGCAUUCAGAAUAUGCCGAAUGUUCGCGAUCACGACGCCUCGGUGUAUCUCCGUCUCCAAGGCGAUGCCCUGUCCGUGGGCGGAUAUGAGUCAAAUCCAAUAUUCUGGGAGGAGGUAUCUGAGAAAUUUGCCUUUGGCCUCUUUGAUCUGGACUGGGAUGUGUUCAUGCAGCAUAUUGAAGGGGCAAUAAACAGAGUCCCGGUGCUGGAGAAAACCGGAAUUAAAUCCACUGUCUGUGGGCCAGAAUCGUUUACUGCCGACCAUAAGCCUCUCAUGGGGGAAGCGCCAGAAGUCCGAGGCUUUUUCCUUGGCUGUGGCUUCAACAGCGCGGGGAUGAUGCUCGGAGGUGGCUGUGGGAAGGAAUUGGCCCACUGGAUAAUUCACGGGCGUCCCGAAAAGGAUAUGUACGGCUAUGAUAUCAGGAGGUUUCACCGCUCUCUCACCGCCAACAACCGCUGGAUCCGGGAGCGAAGCCACGAGUCGUACGCCAAGAACUAUUCAGUCGUCUUCCCCUACGACGAGCCGCUGGCCGGGCGCAACAUGAGGAGGGACCCCCUGCACGAGGAGCUUCUCCAGCAAGGCUGUGUGUACCAGGAGAGGCAUGGCUGGGAGAGACCCGGCUGGUUUAAUCCGCGGGGCGCAGCUCCGGUUUUGGAUUACGACUACUAUGGUGCUUAUAACCAAAAGCGCCACGGCUCCUACCUCUAUAACCAACUGCUAGGGGAUGAAUACACCUUUGAUUUCCCACCUCAUCACGACAUUAUCAAGAACGAAUGCUUAACCUGCAGAAAUGCGCUGGCUGUCUUUGACAUGUCUUAUUUUGGCAAAUUCUACCUGGUUGGUCCUGAAGCAAGGAAGGCGGCCAACUGGCUGUUUACUGCUGAUGUUAGCAAGUCACCAGGACUGACUGUUUACACGUGCAUGUUAAACAAAAGCGGCGGCGUUGAGAGUGAUCUGACAGUCAGUCAAAUCAGCCCUGGGACCCAGGUCUCUUCACUGACCCCAGCAUUUGAAGGGGAUGGCUAUUACCUGGCUGUUGGUGGAGCUGUUGCUCAGCACAACUGGUCGCACAUCACCACGGUGCUGCAGGACAUGAGGUUGCAGUGCAAACUGGUGGACUGCUCCGAGGAGCUGGGAAUGAUCAGCAUCCAGGGGCCGGCAAGCCGUAUGGUCCUUCAGGAGGUUCUCGACGCCGAUCUCAGCAACGAGGCCUUCCCCUUCUCAUCCCACAAGCUGGUGAAGGCAGCAGGAUGCACGGUACGAGCCAUGAGGCUGUCGUUUGUGGGUGAGAUGGGCUGGGAGCUGCACGUGCCCAAGCAGGACUGCGUGCGGGUUUACCGGGCUGUGAUGAAGGCAGGUGCCGGGCACGGCAUUACCAACGCCGGGUACAGAGCCAUCGACUCCCUCAGCAUUGAGAAAGGGUACAGGCACUGGCACGCGGAUCUGCGUCCUGACGACUCCCCCCUAGAAGCAGGCCUGGCCUUCACUUGUAAACUCAAGUCCAGCAUCCCCUUCCUUGGACGGGAAGCUCUGGAGACCCAGAAAGCAACGGGAGUCCUCCGGCGCCUGGUCUGCUUCACCAUUGAUGAGAAGGUGCCUAUGUUUGGACUGGAGGCCAUCUGGAGAAACGGCAAAGUAGUUGGACACAUCCGGAGGGCGGAUUUUGGAUUUGCCAUCAACAAAACCAUUGCCUACGGGUACAUCCGGAACCCAGAUGGAGGACCAGUCUCCCUGGAGUUUGUGAAGAGUGGUGAAUACAUGCUGGAGAGGAUGGGAGUUACCUAUCCUGCCACAGCCCACACCAAGUCACCGUUCGAUCCGGAGAACAAGAGAGUGAAGGGGAUCUAUUGAGAGACCGUGAGCACUCAGGACUGUGUGCACCAGGGCUGGUGAAAGGCUGAGGGAGGGAGGUGGAUAUUAACAGCUGAUUGUCCAGACUCAUGAAGGUAAAGCCUCUCCACUACAGUGAUGACUUGGCAUCUUCCAAAGCCCUCAAACCUGUCUUUGCAACAGGACCAUACCAUUGUGUCUGCUCAGACCCUGAAGAAUGCUGCACAUUCUCUCUGGCUCUGUCCUGGGGACUGCACUCUUUUCAUUGUAUUGGAAACAAUAAAGCUCACGGGGUGCUGAAAAACA
Molecule: messenger RNA, 3131 nt
Organism: Trachemys scripta elegans
Lineage: Eukaryota; Metazoa; Chordata; Testudines; Emydidae
Gene: SARDH
Product: sarcosine dehydrogenase
Exons: 21
Coding region: 39-2846 (935 amino acids)
Cellular component (GO): mitochondrion
Molecular function (GO): protein binding; oxidoreductase activity
Source: RefSeq, a predicted model, not a curated record